AAAAUGUGACGUUGCGAGCGCGUGAGGUUGAGAAAAUGGGGGAAACGAGAAGAAGCGACAGGGAAAAGAUUUCCAAAACAUCAGAAGUACUCUAGGUGCUGCGCAAAAAUAGAACUGGAGCUAUUUUUAUUCACCCGUUUACACAAAUACGGAUUGUUUAUAAGUGGAGAGGCGCACGCGCGUAAAGUUCUUCAUUCUGAAGAGUAGAUCUCUUGAGGUAAUUACUUAGUUGGUUUUUAUUUGGUUUGGGUUGUAUUGGUUUGGUUUGGUGAAUGACGGGGGGAUGGUACUACAGGAGAGGGAGGGUCUUGGUGCUAUUUGAUCGGUGAGCUUUUGAAGAUCACAAAGCUUUAUCCCGAGGACGAGCUGGACGAGCCCUUCGGGCUCUGGGAAUUGUUUUGCGUGCUUCGGAUAAAACAAACACAUGGGGAUCUUCUGGUUUUAUGGACCGAGCUGCACACAUGCUGUCUAUCUACACUGGAUUUAAUACCGUGAAUCACUUUGGAAUAUAACCGGGGAGUGUUUUGUAGUCUACAUGCCCGUUUGGAGAACAUUCAGGUAACAUUUACAUAAGUGCAGUACAGGAGGUGUUUGCCCUCUGUGCCAGCGAUGGGGUGGCGAGAACUGACGAUUGACCUGCUGAUACUCCUGCUGGUGGCGUCCCGUCUGGAUGCUGUGAGCUUUCCUGAGGACAACAUCCCUUUAGACGUUGUGGACAGACACUAUGCACGGCAGUACCCGGUGUUUCGUGGACGUCCCUCUGGUAACGAAUCUCAGCACAGACUGGACUUUCAGCUGAUGACCCAGAUACAUGAUACGCUGUUCAUCGCGGGCAGGGAUCAGGUAUAUUUGGUGAGUCUGAGGGAGUCCUACAGGAACGAGAUCAUUCCAUACAGGAAGCUGACGUGGCGGUCGGGGCAGGCUGACAGAGAGACGUGCGCCAUGAAGGGAAAACACAGAGACGAGUGCCAUAAUUUCAUUAAAGUCCUGGUUCCGAGAAAUGAUGAUCUCGUGUUCAUCUGCGGAACAAAUGGUUUCAAUCCCAUGUGCCGUUACUACAGGUUGGAUAACCUGGAAUUUGAUGGGGAAGAGAUCAGCGGUUUGGCCCGAUGCCCGUUUGACGCUAAGCAGACAAACGUUGCCCUGUUUGCCGAUGGUAAGCUGUACUCUGCUACGGUGGCAGACUUCCUGGCUAGCGAUGCUGUGAUUUAUCGCAGUAUGGGAGAUGGUUCUGCCCUUCGCACUAUCAAGUAUGACUCCAAGUGGUUGAAAGAGCCACAUUUUCUUCACGCUGUGGACUACGGGGAUUUUGUCUACUUCUUCUUUAGAGAAAUUGCAGCAGAGCACAACAACUUGGGAAAGGCGGUUUACUCCAGAGUGGCUCGGAUCUGUAAAAAUGACAUGGGAGGGUCUCAGCGGGUGCUGGAAAAACACUGGACAUCUUUUGUUAAGGCUCGGCUGAACUGUUCCGUUCCUGGAGAAUCGUUUUUCUACUUUGACGUCCUUCAGGCCAUUACCGAUAUCAUCGACAUUAAUGGGGUGCCUUCUGUGGUUGGAGUUUUCACCACUCAGUUAAACAGUAUUCCUGGAUCUGCAGUGUGUGCCUUCUCCAUGGUGGACAUUGAGAAAGCCUUCCGCGGCCGUUUCAAAGAGCAGAAGACGCCAGAUUCAGUGUGGACGCCAUUUCCAGAGGAGAAACUGCCCAAGCCCAGACCUGGCUGCUGUGCAGGACACGGUUCAGCAGAGUCCUACAAAACCUCCAUCGAGUUUCCAGACGAGACCCUUCAAUUCAUCAAGUCACACCCACUCAUGGACGCCUCGGUCCCCUCCAUUGGAGACGAACCGUGGUUCACCAAAACAAGAGUCAGGUACAGACUAACAGCACUUGCAGUUGACAACACGGCAGGACCCCAUAAGAAUUACACAGUGGUUUUCAUCGGCUCAGAAGCAGGCAUCGUGCUAAAAGUUCUAGCCAAGACAUCCCCGCUGUCUUUGAAUGACAGCGUCCUGCUGGAGGAAAUUGACGUUUUCAACCAGGCCAAGUGUUUAUCCAGCAAUGAGGACGAUCGGCGAAUUUUGUCUUUCCACCUAGAUAAAGACAGUCACACACUUUAUGUGGCCUUUUCCAGCUGUGUGGUAAGAAUACCACUCAGCCGCUGCGAACGACACAGUUCCUGUCAAAAGUCUUGUAUUGCUUCAAGAGACCCAUACUGCGGAUGGAUGUCACAUGGAGCUUGUGAACGUAUUCCUGCAACUAUGCAAAGUGGUUAUGAGCAAGAUGUUGAAUAUGGCAACACUGCUCACCUCGGGGAUUGUCACGAAUUUUUGGCCACUACAUCAGCGCCAGAUUUCAAAUCAUAUGGCGACCCAACCUCUGACAUGGAGUUGCCAUCUUCAUCAGUCACAGUGCCCGCGACUUCUGAACCCAUACAAUCACCCCAAACCAACCCCACUCAGACACCACAACUCUUUGAACCCCAUGGUGACCCAGCCACUUCACAUUCUGUUGAGCAUAUACCAGGUGUGCUGGAGGGUGUUUGGGAAAUACAAGCAGGUGAAUCAAACCAGAUGGUGCACAUGAACAUCCUGAUCUCCUGUGUGUUAGCUGCGUUUCUGCUUGGUGCAUUCAUCGCAGGCAUGGUUGUUUACUGCUAUAGAGAUGCGUUUCUUCGCACUCCACGAAAGAUCCAAAAAGAUGCAGAGUCGGCACAAUCCUGCACUGAUUCCACUGGCAGCUUUGCCAAGCUUAACGGUCUGUUUGACAGUCCUGUCAAAGAGUACCAGCCUAAUUUGGAUACUCCCAAACUCUACACCAACCUGUUGAGCAAUGGAAGGGAGGUGCCAACCACUGGAGAAACUAAGACUAUGCUCCUGAGUGGGCAGCCACCGGAAUUAGCAGCACUGCCUACGCCUGAAUCCACACCUGUGCUGCAACAGAAGAGCCUCCAGCCCAUUAAGAACCAGUGGGAGAGAGCUCAUGGAAAGAUGAGUGGCUCCCGCAAAGAUGCACCACCCAAAAGCCCACAGUACCUUCCCUCUAGUCCACCUCCCCAUUCUGCAAUCAAUCCACACAUACCUAGUGCUGUGGUACUGCCUAAUGCCACGCAUGAAAACAAAGCAGGCUUCAGCACACCAGAGGGGCCUCAAGCAGAAAAGAAGGUCCAGAAUAGUGAUCAGCAUGGUUCCAAAUCCGGACGUAAAGACCAGAGGCGAACAGUGGAUGCCAGGAAUACGUUAAACGACCUCUUGAAACAUCUAAAUGAUAGCAACCCCAAGGCCAUCAUGGUAGAGAUGCCCAAAUCUCGACAGCACCUAAUGCUGGAACCUAUUGUAAGUCCAACAGAGAUUCCACCUAAAGUCCCAAGUCGAGAGGCCUCCUUGUAUUCUCCGUCUUCCUCGUUACCAAGGAACAGCCCGACCAAGAGAGUGGAUGUGCCGACAACGCCAACGUCGCCCACAGGGCAUAUGGGAACUCUUGAGAGACAGCGGUAUCACCGAGGCUCUUCCCAGCGACACUCCAUAUCCUCGCCGCCCAAAGGGCUGCACUCACCUAGCGGGGCCAUAGUGUCCCGGCAACCUAGCAUGAACAGAGGUGGGUACAUACCCCCCACUCCUACCCCACCCACUAGACUAGACUCUCAUGGGGUACCAAUGGCAAUGACGCCUUCCGUAUCCCGACAGAGCAGCUACAGUGGGCAUGGAUCUUUACCACGAACAUCCAUUAAAAGGACAGCAUCGCUAAAGCCCGAUGUGCCACCCAAACCCAACGGCUUUGCACCACAGACUGCACAAAUGAGGCCAGUGAACAAGUAUAGCUACUGAAAUGCUCAGCAGGAUAUUACUCGAUGAAUGGACAGUAGGAGUAAAAGCAUUUGCCCUGCAGAGAUAUGGCGUGCAAGUGUCCUUUUCAUUUGAAGGGAAAUGAAUCGGAACGCCAGAGCUUCUGUUUCGGGUAGUUUUGCUAGUUCUCAAUGACGUUGUCACGUCAUGCUUGAAUGACAGAGGAUGGAUUCUGAUCUUGAAGGCGGCAGGGACGCCUGAGGUCAUAGGACACAGCUGACACGCAGCAUAAAGCAGCUGUGUAGUUGCUGUGUCGAUUGGGCAGCAAUUGCUCCCCCUGCACUGUUCUCCCCAUCAAUGUGAACUGUAUUUGUUAGACUGUUUGGAAAAUCGGAUAGUCUUGCUUGGAUAUCUCUCAAGAAGACAGAGCAAAAGGGACGUGUCGCGAGUCUGUGUUUGAUUAGUCUCCGGGGCUAACCAGUGUGCAUUCAUUGUCCAUGUUCUUUUUUCAGUAAACCGAGAAUGAGCUUGAG
Messenger RNA from Danio rerio (zebrafish), 4313 nucleotides. NCBI's taxonomy places the organism in Eukaryota, Metazoa, Chordata, Actinopteri, Cypriniformes, Danionidae. The record is from RefSeq and is a predicted model, not a curated record.